UCCCCCUGGCCGCCUGUUGCUAGGCAGGCCCGGACGCAGCUGCUUUGGUUUCCUUCGUGCGCGGAGGCCGCCGGUGGCGGUGGCACGCGGCGCGGCGGUCCGCCCGCCCCUGCUAUGGAGGAUGACAAGAAAAGAACCAAAGAAGAUACCUGGAAAUCAGAAGAACUUAGGAAACACCUCAGGGCAUCACAACCAGGUAGUCAAAAUGAAGACCAAAGGCACAAAGAAAAAAAACUGCACAAAGAGAAGUCUGUUCAUGACACAGGCACUCAUAAACAUGAACACAGAGACAGAGGAAAGAGUAAGGAAAGAACGAGAGAGAGAUUUAAGUCAAGUGAAAGAGACAGGGAUAAAAUGAGAGAGAGAGAAAGGGGAAAAGAGCACCACAGAGAAGGUGGCCAAGAGCGACACAAAGAUAAGCAUCGAGAGUCAAGUUUACAGAAGGAGACAUACAGUAUUCCAAAAGAUCAGGACAGGGAGAGCAACAGAGAACGAGACAGAAUGCAUAAAAGAUAUGAGAUGAAGCAAACAGAUAUACAAAAUAAACUGAAGUUGUUUGAAGGAAAAGAUAAAGAACAUCACAGAAGAAGAGAAAGUAGACAUCAUUUCGAGGAGGAAAAAAUAAGAAGUGAAGAACGAGAAAGAAGAAGGCAUACAGAAAAGAAGGAUGAUGGUGGCAAAAAGAGCAUUGACAAAUUAUUAGCCUACAAAGUUGACGAAUCUGAACAUGUACACAAGUUACAGAAAGAUCAAGAGUUGGAUAAAGAAAGAGAAAGAAGACACAGAGAAAAAAAAGAGCAUUCUGCUAGGCCAGGAAAAGAGAGAAGUCAUAAACAUGAUGAAAAGGAUUUGGAAGAAAAAUAUAAGUCAAAGAGAUCUGAAAAGGGAUCUUCCCAUGGAGACAGAGAAGGGCAACCAGCAGAAGCUAAUGAGAGAUUAAAAAGUAGAGAAAAUGAAAGAAAGAAGCGUGAUCUAGAGAGCAGUGGUUACAAAAAAGAGUACAAGAUUCAAGAAGAGAUGAGCCAUCAGCAUGUAAGGACUGUAAAAGAUAAUGGAAAAUUCAUUGAGAAAGAGGAAAAGGACACAAAUCAAGAGGACAAGAAAGAUACAAGCAUCUAUAAUUCAGACAUGGGAUAUGAUAACUUUUCAGCUAAUUAUGAAGACGAUUUUGAAGAUUAUGAAGAUGAUUUUGAUGAUGAUGAUGAUGAAGGCAACAAUGAUGAAGAAGGAGAUGCAGAAGAAAACCAAAGAGAGAUUCCUUUUUCCAGAACAUCAGAAAUUGAAGAAAUUCAAAGAGCAAUUAGUGCAGAAAAUGAUAGAGUUUUUACCUCACUGCCAAAAAAACCUGAAAAUGAAAAAGAGAAACCAACUAUGGAAAGGCAAUACCCUUCUGUCAGAAGCUCUUUUUGUGGGAUAUUCAUGGAUUUUCAAAUGGCACACCAACGACAAAGUAGCCGAAUUAUGGCUAGUAAGCAGAAAAAACGGUGUUCAGAACUUCUCCCACUAAUUGAUCUGGACUUCUCAGUUAGUUUUCCUUUGUUGGAUUUGCCUCCCGUUAAUGAGUACGACAUGUAUAUCAGGAAUUUUGGGAAAAUGAACACUAAACAGGCCUAUGUUCAGUGUAAUGAGGACAAUCUUGAGAGAGACAUUCAGACUGAGGAAGUUGAGACUCUGGAGAAAUGGACACAGCAUCCAGGAGAAGGUGCCCUUGUGUCUGGAGGCUCCAUGGACAGCCAGGAUAUGCCAGUGAAUGGAACUCUAACACCUAAAAUUGAUUCGCAAAGAUUAGCAAAUUUCCUCCAGUCUGCUUGCCAGGUGAUUGCUGUUUUGCUAGAGGAAGAUCAAGUUGCAACAGAGCCCGGGUGGAAACGAAGAUCUCAGCAAACCAGUCUGUCUAUUAGUGACAGCUGUUUCCAAUUAAAUACUAAUCAGCCAUUCCUCCAUGACCGAAAAAUAUCCUGCCUGUACGGCUCUCAAGUGCAGAGGCAGACACUACUUUCUGUUCAUGGAUUACCUGAGAAGGCAGGUGUUGAUUUACUGAACAGAAAGAGCAUCAUAUGUGUUUGGAAUAUCUGGCAGCCCUCCAGUCCACAGAAAGUUCUAAUAUGUGACUCAGAGGUGGUAUGUUGCUGUUUUAGUCCCAGUAAAACACCAUUAGUUUUUGCUGGAACGGUAGAUGGUUCAUUGUUGGUGUGGGAUCUUCGAGAAGACUCAAGAAUGCAUCCUCAUGUGAUGAUGAGUGAAAAUGACUGGACAUUUAGAGUUCCAACAUUUUCCACUGAUGGCAUUCUAAACUCAGUAAACCACACCUCUCCUAUACUGGCAGUGGAACCUGUCUCAACCUCUCUCUACACUGAUCAUAAUUAUGGGCUUUCCAGUCUCUCUUAUCAGGAGGAAAUGUCUGUCCCUCCCUUUCAGAUAGCAUCAAUGGAUGAAAAUGGAAUCCUCAAUAUGUGGGUAGUUGUUGAAUUACAAAAAGUGGAUUUAGCUGGUUCACAGACUGAUUUAGGUCUAAUUCCUGGAGGGAAAGUGAAGUUAGUGCAUAGCUCUACUGUGCAACUGAAUAACAGCCUCUUCCCAAAGGAUGUGCGCCAGAGAAUACCCCAGACACUGACGGUUAAAUUCCUGCCUUCUAAUCCUAAUCAUUUCAUUGUUGGAACAAACAUUGGGCUGGUAGGCCAUGGUACAAGAGAUGAUUUUAAAGUUUUUCCAAAGCUAUUUAGACCUCAAGAAAGUGGACUGAGAUCAAUAAGUAUCAAUGCCAUUGAUUUCUUCCCUUUUGGAAAACCACUAUUUCUGGUUGGCUGUUCAGAUGGGAGCAUUAGAUUACACCAAAUGACAUCGGAGUACCCACUCAUGCAGUGGAAUGACAGCACAAAUGGCCAGGCAAUCAUUGCCCUGCAGUGGGCUUUAACCAGACCUGCUGUGUUUUUUGUCCUGGAUGCAUCAUCUAAUAUUUACAUUUGGGACCUUCUGGAAAAUGAUCUGUUGCCUGUGGCAAAGCAGACUUUUCCAUCAGAGAACAUUGUAAGUAUGACUCUACUGGGAGAACCAGAAAAAACAAAUGGAUUGCUGGGCAUCGUGCUGGCCAAAGAAUCUGGGCAGAUUGACAUUCAGUACAUAAAGAAGAAGUGGGCAUUGCCUCAGCCUAAUGAAUCUGAAAAGCUACAUCUGAUAUUAUUGCAGGCUGUUUAGAAGCAAUGCAUCUGCCUGGGUGUACAAGUUAGGGCAAAAUACUUAGAUUCUUUUCCACUGCAAUUAGAAGAUUUGUCAUUUGGAUUGGUGUGUAACUUUCAUGUAUUUUACAGACUAUCAGUACAGUAUUUCAGUUAUAUAUUUUACCAAAUGUAGUAUUGUUAUAAUGAAGAAGAGGCUGAACUGUAUUUCAUUAUUGAAUGUAUUCUAGAUGUAUAUAUUUUUUUAAA
Molecule: messenger RNA, 3425 nt
Organism: Dryobates pubescens (Downy woodpecker)
Lineage: Eukaryota; Metazoa; Chordata; Aves; Piciformes; Picidae
Gene: DYNC2I1
Product: dynein 2 intermediate chain 1
Exons: 24
Coding region: 115-3195 (1026 amino acids)
Biological process (GO): intraciliary transport
Cellular component (GO): cytoplasmic dynein complex
Molecular function (GO): dynein heavy chain binding; dynein light chain binding
Source: RefSeq, a predicted model, not a curated record